Molecule: messenger RNA, 2445 nt
Organism: Phalacrocorax carbo (great cormorant)
Lineage: Eukaryota; Metazoa; Chordata; Aves; Suliformes; Phalacrocoracidae
Source: RefSeq, a predicted model, not a curated record
GGGCUGAGCGCGGCGCCGUGACUGCGGGGUGAACUCGGCCGUGCCCAGCGGCUCGGCGGCGAUAGGGGAGCGGGCUCCUGACGAAAGCGGAACUCGGCCGGGCCCAUACAAAUCAGAAAAGAGCCCGGCCGCGGCGGCAGAGGGGAGCCGAGCCCGCGGGGGCAGGGACGACGACGCCGCCGCCGCACUGCACGGACCAGCGGCGCCGCGAGAGGCGCCUCCCGAUCUCCGUCCCGCCUCCGUCCCCGGCCCCGCUCCCGGCGAGUUGCGGGACGGGAGGGCCGCCAGCGGCCGGGGCUCCAGCGCGCACCUCGCACCGGCCAGCGCUCCGCACCGGGCGGCGGGGCGGCGGACGCGGGGACACCAUGAUGAGCAGCUACCCGGACGGCGAGGAGGACACGGUGGCGCUGCUGGCUCGUGACACCGCCGGCGGCAAGGAGCCGGAGCGGGGCAAAGAGGAGCUGAACGCCGACAAGGGCCCCGAGAAGCCGGACCCCUCGCAGAAGCCCCCCUACUCCUACGUGGCCCUGAUCGCUAUGGCCAUCCGGGAGAGCGCGGAGAAGAGGCUCACGCUGUCCGGGAUCUAUCAGUACAUCAUCAGCAAGUUCCCUUUCUACGAGAAGAACAAGAAGGGCUGGCAGAACAGCAUCCGCCACAACCUCAGUCUCAACGAAUGCUUCAUCAAGGUGCCCCGGGAGGGCGGCGGCGAGCGCAAGGGCAACUACUGGACCCUGGACCCGGCCUGCGAGGACAUGUUCGAGAAGGGCAACUACCGCCGGAGACGGAGGAUGAAGCGGCCCUUCCGGCCGCCCCCGACCCACUUCCAGCCCGGCAAGACCCUCUUCAGCCCCGACAGCUACGGCUACCUCUCCCCGCCCAAGUACUUGCAGUCCACCUUCAUGAACAACUCGUGGCCGCUGGCGCAGCCCCCCGCGCCCAUGCCCUACACCUCCUGCCAGAUGUCUGGCGGGAACGUCAGCCCUGUCAAUGUGAAAGGACUCUCGGGCCCGGCGUCCUAUAGUCCCUACUCGCGGGUGCAGAGCAUGGCGCUGCCCAGCAUGGUGAACUCCUACAACGGCGUGGGCCACCACCACCACCACCACCCGCACGCCCACCACCCCCAGCAGCUCAGCCCGGCCAGCCCCGCGCCGCCCGCGGCCCCGGCGGCGAACGGAGCCGGCCUCCAGUUCGCCUGCGCCCGCCAGCCCGCCGAGCUGUCCAUGAUGCACUGUUCCUACUGGGAGCACGACAGCAAACACAGCGCCCUGCACUCCCGCAUAGACAUCUAGGGAGGCUCCGGCCGGCCGCCGCCGCAGGAAUGCCCUCGCCCCGGCCUCGCUGCCCCUCUCCGAUCCCGCCGCGUCCUCCUGCGCCCUCGCGUCUCUCCUCCUCCUCCUCCUCCUCCUCCUCCUCUCUAGCUGCAGACUUUCCUCUCUCUGUGGCCAAACUGUUGCGGUGGGAAAAGGGUAGCCCUGCUCCGCGCGUGGUGUAAGCGUAGAAGCCGUUGUGGAGGAGCCGGCGGUGUAGGUGCGGGAGCUCUCCCGGCGGGGCGGCGGCGGCCGGGCCGGCUCGAGCGAGCCGGGCUUCACCGGCCGCUCCUCGGCUCGUGUCUUUGUUUGUGAAGGGUUUGGGGCGGGGGGAGUGCGCGACUGAAGUUAGGCUGAUCAGCCCUCAAAAUUCUGCUCCGUUGUAAUUCGGCCGUAAUCUUUUCGGGCUCAGCCUUAGGGAGAGUAAAGCGGAGCUUGUAAAUAGCGGAGGCAUUUCCGCGCGUGGCGGUGCGGGGCUGGCGGGGCCUAGACACUGCGUGUGCCCGCGGUGCUUGUCCUCCUCCUCCUCCUCUUCAUCCUCUCGUUCUCCUUCCUCGGUCUGCAAAGCACUGCGCUUCUUACGAGCUGCGGCUUUUCGUCAAAAUAGUACUUAGGUGGGGACUGCUGCAACAGCAGGAGAUGUGCGAUGUUGCUGGUUAUUAGAAACCAACACACAAAAACCGCCAGGGUCACUCGUGAAACGUUUCGGCAGCGGUAAAUAUAUAUUUUAAAAGGAGACAAUGUCCUCUGAGGUCUUAAAAGUAAUUUUAUACAGGUCUAAAAAAUAUUUUGAUGUUAUAUAUAAAAAAAGACGGUUUCCUAUAGAUUGGAAUAUUUUUUCCGUGUGCGUAUAUUAUUAAUAAUGAAAGUUUAAACUGUCUUCGUAUUUUUUGACCCCAAACCUGGCCCAAAAUGGAUUUUCCGGUAGGUUCUGCUUUUGAGUGCUUGCCCUUUUCUUAAAACGUUUUGAUCCUUCGAUUUUACAUAGAUUAAUGUGAAAAAAAAAUAGCGUUUAUAACACAGGGGCCAGUUCAUAGCGAUUUUAUAAAUGUUUAUGUAAGCUGAUAGAUGCUGUGGCAUAGUACCAUUUUGGGACCAACUUUUCUAGAGUGAACUAGCACUUUUAUUGUACUCUCUA